CAGUCAAGGUUGAUUAUUGUCGAAUUGGCAACAUGACAUUCUUGAACCAAAAUACGUUGAUUUUCGUUUGUGAAUAAGUCGUCUGAUGCUUGGCGACCGGCUGUAAAAGAGCACAGAUCGGGUUCUCUGAUGGCGGGAAAUGUUGGCUCACCGCCGGCCGAGUGCCCCUCGUGUGCUGCCGGUGGAAUUCGUUCGUCAGUGAAGCUCUACCAGAUAAAUCUAGAGCAAGCUGCUGUCUUCUGUGAAAAUGCUUCUUGCCCCUUUCCAUUGUUUUCCCAGGAUGUCUGCCCGUUAGUGGUAUCGCAUGCAGCAGCUCCUGGGCCAGCUGCAAACUCUAAAUUCAAAACAAGGAGUAUGGAUACAGAGUCCAUGACAUCAACAUGCUCAGUUUCAUCUUGGACAUCACAUGCUAGUACUUUGAGCAGUGUUUCAAGUAAUGUAGCCACCCCACCUCCAUCCAUCAGCAGCAAACCUUUCAUCUGGCCAUCAAAUCAAUAUUCAGUUUACCAACCUAAAGCCAUGGCUCCAAAGCAAAAAAAUGUUUUUGAUUGGAUAACCCCAAUCUCAUCAUCUCAAUCAAGCCCAGCAUCUUCUGUCAUUAGUUUCAAUGACAAAGAAGUUGAGAUGGUGAUGGGCAAGUCAGCAAAUUUAACACCUAAUUCUGGACUGCCUCCUAGUCCUAGCCCUACUCUGUCGGACAUUUUGGAUGCUGUAGGAAAUCAGCCAUCAGAAAGUAAUGACUCAUACUUUGAGUCAUUGUGUUCUUUUUUGGAUGAAGGUACAGAAGCUCCAACACCUUCAUACAGCUCUCCCUUAACUGAAGAAACGACCCUUAUGACAACUGAGUUUAUCGAUGUUCAGCAAGCUGCAGAACCGAUAGCCCUACAAUUUCCGGAAGCUUCAACACCAGUCCGUCAGUCAACUAAAAGGGUGGUGGAUGACAAUGGUUCAAAUGAAUCUGGAUCUAAACUGACUAAAUCAUCGAAUUCGACUCCUGAAUCCAUAGCUGCAUGGCGAAACAUCGAACUUCCUCUUAAAAAAUCGUCCGUGCGAGAGAAGAAACCUCGAACGUCUGCAGUAGCGAAAACCCGAGUCAGUCGUAGCGCCUCAAGUUCAAACGAAAGCAUGCCCCCUUCAACGCCCAUCCCACAACCACUAGUCCCCCAAUCCACGAUCGCUGUUGAACUAAACGAUGAAGGAAACCAUGUUUUCACCAUUCAUCCGGUCACUCGUGCUCCAUCAGUAACACCCAAACCACGGUCUUCUGCAAAAACUGUCAAAGCCACUGCUAGUGCUGUUCGUCCUAGUAAAACUAGUAAACCCUCCAAAGCCGCCACUGCAAAACCUGCCGAACCUGCCGAACCUAAAAGAAGUAGUAAAAAGAAAGACCCAUUUUGUGUCCAGUCUUUGGUGGAAAAGUUUAUUGAGGCAGCAAAAAAUAAAAAACUUGCUAGUCCCAAAAAUCCAUGAUUUGGGAAAAAUAAAAACACGGUUUGGAACGUCA
Daphnia magna is the source of this 1504-nucleotide messenger RNA. Its product is annotated as flocculation protein FLO11. NCBI's taxonomy places the organism in Eukaryota, Metazoa, Arthropoda, Branchiopoda, Diplostraca, Daphniidae. The record is from RefSeq and is a predicted model, not a curated record. Bases 130 to 1470 code for a protein of 446 amino acids. The transcript is spliced from 4 exons.